AUGAGAAACUUGAAUCAUAUCUCUUUAUAUACUUUCACUGCUAGAGCUAUUCAUAGUUAAUUGGCAAUCAUAGGAGGUGGAACUGCAGGAUUGAAUGUUUCUGCACAAUUAGUGAAAGAUGGUCACUUUAUUCUACAAAAUGCACGCCUAUUAAACAGGAUGGAUGUUAGUUGGUAGAUAAUGAUGAUCUAAUGAAGGUGGUGGUAUGUGUAAAGUUGAGUAAACAAUGAAACCAAUGGAAAAGGUUCUACCUAAAAAUGUAUGUUUGAGAGAUUGUCCAGUUGUGAGAAUGAUCCAGAAUAAAAUAUAAUUGUAACAAUGGAUGGAUAGAAAUACACAUAUGAUUAAUUGAUUGUUGCAAGUGGAGUGCAACGUGAUUAUGCAUCCAUUAAAGGUAUAAAUUUAUUAAUUAUUAUAGGUGCUUUGGAAUAACUGAACAAUCCAGAAGCACCAGUAGGAAGUAUUUACUAUUAUAGAUAUGCUCAAAAGAUUGAUAAAAUGAUUAGAGAAUUUGAAGGGGGUAAACUAAUAUUUUCAGAACCACCUACAAAAUGUGAAGGAAUUCCAUCAAACAUUGUAUUCUUAACUCAUGAAAGAUUAUCAACCAGAGGAGUCAAAUGUGACUUUCAUGUUUAUAAAGCCAAUGAUUCUAUUUUUGGCAUUCCUAAAUACUCACAAAUACUUGGAGAAUUGGCACAUGAGAAAGGAUUACAUUGUCAUCUAAAAAAAAGAUUAAUUGAAGUUCAAGAUCAUAAAGUUAUCUUUGAGGAUAUUGAAACUAAACAAUAAUAUACAUCUGAUUAUGAUUUCUUGCAUAUUGUUCCACCUUUAGUAUUAUAUGAAUUUUAUAUCUUAUUAAGAAACCAGCUGCAUUCAUUGCUGAAAGUGGAUUGGGUGAUUCAGAUGGAUAUGUUAAUGUUCAUCCUAAUACACUUCAACAUAUACGUUAUCCAAAUGUUUGGGGUCUUGGAGAUUGUUCAUCAGUUCCAACAUCUAAAACGGCUGCUGCUUUAAUGGCUUAAACUCCAAUUCUUAUUAAAAAUCUUAUAAGAACAUGGAAAUUGAAAUAGAACCCUCUACCAGAAUAUCAAGAUAUUAAAUUAAAAAUAGUAUUAAGGUUAUACUUCUUGUCCUGUCUAUACUUCGAAUAAGAAAGUAUUGCUUGCUGA
Paramecium primaurelia is the source of this 1169-nucleotide messenger RNA. Lineage: Eukaryota; Ciliophora; Oligohymenophorea; Peniculida; Parameciidae. The record is from the annotation of a GenBank genome assembly.